AUGCCGAAGCUGCGCAAGACUCGCGGUGCUGUCGACACCGGCGCGGCUGCCGAUUCAUCCUACAUGUCGGAUCCCGAGAAUAACGCCAAGCUCCUCGGCAUCCAUGAAGGGGCCCCCGCCUCCUAUUGGCAAGAAGCCACCACCACUGCCUGCAUCUCGAAAGCCCUCUACAGCUCCAUCGAACAAUCCACCUCCUCUGCCUGGUGCUCCAGUUCCUGGAGUCCCUCCCCCGCCUCCUCCAUCAGCUGCUCCAGCCCCUCCCCCAUCGGCACCUCCCUCGGCGCCGCCACCACCCCCCGCCGCUGCUGCACCCAGAGCCCCAGCGCCUUCACCCCCUUCUCGAUCUCCAGCACCUCCACCUCCUCCACCCGCAUCAAACGGGCCUUCGCCUCUGGCAAUGCAAGCUGCCCUACGAGCAGCUGGACAGGCAUCACCCAGUGCCGCACCCCCGCCACCUCCAUCCACGGCGCCUUCGCCUCCCGCGGCCGCACCUCCCCCGCCGGCCGCCCCUUCGCGGGCCCGGUCCGGGUCUGGACUUCGCUCAUCUAUGCUCGACCCUAG
Colletotrichum chrysophilum is the source of this 561-nucleotide messenger RNA. RefSeq lists its product as uncharacterized. The transcript has 2 exons. The record is from RefSeq and is a predicted model, not a curated record. The coding region runs from base 1 to 561 and encodes 186 amino acids. NCBI's taxonomy places the organism in Eukaryota, Fungi, Ascomycota, Sordariomycetes, Glomerellales, Glomerellaceae.